AUGCAAGCAAAAGCAUUAUUCCUCGUCGUUCUCAUGCUCAUCUUCUCCCUUCUACACGCCUUCCCCCAAUACGCGUCAGACGAUGAUGCGGCACAAUUGGUUGGCCAAUCCGAUCUUCAUGGAUUUUACCCGGUCGCUUCCGAGGGCAGGCACAAGCUGCGAAACGCUUUCCAUGACGGCCGCCUGAAACGGGCAAUGUUCGUGGCUCGUAUCGGGAAAAGAGUCGUCAAGAGACCAUCAUAUUAUGCGGCUAGAAUUGGCAAG
This is a messenger RNA of Mesorhabditis spiculigera, 264 nucleotides long. The record is from the annotation of a GenBank genome assembly. Lineage: Eukaryota; Metazoa; Nematoda; Chromadorea; Rhabditida; Rhabditidae.